Athene cunicularia (burrowing owl) is the source of this 3450-nucleotide messenger RNA. RefSeq names its product FGFR1 oncogene partner 2 (gene FGFR1OP2). Gene Ontology annotation, biological process: response to wounding. NCBI's taxonomy places the organism in Eukaryota, Metazoa, Chordata, Aves, Strigiformes, Strigidae. The record is from RefSeq and is a predicted model, not a curated record. The transcript is spliced from 6 exons. Bases 163 to 810 code for a protein of 215 amino acids.
AAAUCCUGCCUGAAAACAGGAGGUGUCCUCGGGCCUGCUGAAACUACUACACUGGCAGGGUUGGAACUACAAAUUUGUGCAGCUGCACUCCAUGCAAGGCACACUCUCCUCUUCCCCAGCUCAUUUGCUGUGAAAAAGAACACCCAUGGCUUUGCUACAAAAAUGAGUUGCACAAUUGAAAAAGCCUUAGCAGAUGCAAAAGCACUGGUGGAACGGCUAAGGGAACAUGACAAUGCAGCAGAAGCUCUUAUUGAACAGACUACAGCUCUUAACAAGCGGGUUGAAGCAAUGAAACAGUACCAAGAAGAAAUUCAAGAGCUCAAUGAAGUAGCAAGACAUCGCCCUCGGUCUACUUUAGUGAUGGGUAUCCAACAAGAAAACAGACAGAUUAGGGAACUGCAACAGGAGAAUAAAGAACUACGCACAUCUCUUGAAGAGCAUCAAUCUGCUUUGGAACUCAUAAUGAGCAAGUACAGAGAACAGAUGUUUAGGUUGCUUAUGGCAAGAAAAAAAGAUGAUCCAAGUAUAAUAAUGAAGUUAAAAGAGCAACAUUCCAAGGAGCUGCAAGUGCAUGUGGACCAAAUUACAGAAAUGGCAGCAGUAAUGAGAAAAGCCAUUGAAAUUGAUGAAAAGCAUGGCUGUAAAGAGCAGGAACGUAUCAUUCAGCUUGAGCAAGAAAAUAAAGGCUUGAGAGAAAUUCUUCAAAUAACCAGAGAAUCAUUUCUGAACCUCAAGAAAGAAGAUGCAUCAGAGAGCACAUCUCUGUCAGGAUUAGUAACAAGCAGUGAUUUGAGCCUGAGGAAAAGCUAAAGACUAUGGAAGUCAACAAGCUUCAAUUGCACACUUUACAAAUGAAUUUUCAGGGGCACUUGUCAAGCACUUGUUACUGAAUAGGCACCAGCAAGCUAAAGCAUCUUAAAGUCCAGUUUAGUGGCUUAUAUAUUGUGUAAAAUAAAUAAAUAUUGGUAUUCUACAAAAACCUUAGUGACAGAUUAAUUGCCGUAGAUCUAACUUCAGUAGGAAAUGGAUUAAUGCACUUGCUGAAUCAGGAAUUAUUUUUAUAAAGUCAUUUUGCAGAUAAAAGACAAGAUUUCACAUAAUUUAUGUAAAUUAUUGCUCAUACAAAGUUUCAGUGCACCUCUUAUAUAAUAAAGGUAAGAUUUAAAGUGAUCUCUGGCUGAAAAGUUUUAAAUUUUGAAUGUGCUUUGUGCAUGAUCCACAUAACAUUUUUUUCCUUUUAGUAAGUUUUUAAUAAAUUCUCAUUUUGCAACAAACCUGUUUAAUAGAAAGGGUACAUAGGCAGCAUAAAACUUAAGGAUUUCUGUUAUUUAGCCACAGGGUGUCCUGUUCAAAUUCAAGGCCAAUUGUUUAGACAUAAGCAAUGCUUUUACAGUUCAAUUUAAAAAAAAAAAAAAAUUAACAAGAUUUUUUUAAACUAUGUACAAUUAAUUGUACUUUCAGAACAUGAGAAGAGCUGAUCCCACUUUAGUGCUUUCUGGAACACAGGUAAUUCAGUAUAAUUCUGCCUUAGCUUUCACUUCUAUGAGAGAAAACGGGGUUCAUUUUUCUGUAGGUAAGAAGCCACAUUAGUCCCAUCUAUUUCUUCCCCAACCGCUAGCUGAAAAAACUUCCUAACUGAGAAAUGGCAAUUUGAAGGCAACCAAACAGCAACAGCAAAAAGGUAAGUUAGGGGAAGGCGGAAAAAGCUGUGGCAAAGAUGGCAGCCUACAUGCCUGCAAUCAAUAAGUACUAGUCAUCAAUAAGAUUUUUAGGUAAGUUUCAGGUAUGUGUUACAUUUGUACUAGGAAAAGUUUCAAUAUGCUAUACUGACAAAUAGACUGCUCACUUUUAAUCCUGAAAUACUUGCAGAAGUGAAAAGGAGUUGGUUUUCCUAGAUCAAAGUACAGCUUGUAUCAUAUGCAGAUACAACAGAAGUGCUACAUACAACAGAAGUGCUACAUACGACAGACUUGUAGUAAAGAGGUGCCAAAAUAAUUCAUAUUUGGCUUUUGUUUAUUAGAUUAUCACUUUGUAGUCAAGGCAGAAAGGACAUUCCUACAAUUGAUGUGUAUCAUCACUUUUUGUCCAGCAUGUUACUGCAUUCUUUACAUGAAACCAUACUCAAGAAGCAGAGUCAAAGCUUUCAAUCACAGAAAACUGUAGAUCUACAAAUGCCACCCACUGUUAAAUAUUUCGGCUGUUUAAUAACUCAUCUAGCAAAGUGAGUUGAACUCCUAGUCUGAAAUCAAGUAUUGCUUGAUCAGAUUUGAUUUUCAGUUACAACAAUGCAAAAAGAAUUAAGCAUCGAGCACUUUUAAGUGUGUCAGUUUUAAAUACAACUUGCUUUGAUGUAGUGCAGCUUCCCUGGGCUCAGGGUAAAUACCCCACAGGUCUAAGGGUGAACUCUCAGUGGCCAGUGGGCUAAUUUAUAGGGAGCUUAAUAUUUUUUGCUCUGUUGCUAUCAGUUGCUGCCCCCCUUCUCAUAGUGCUUUUAAAAGAAAAAAAUAGUGAAGGGGUGGGAAAGGAGUGUUUAGCAGAGACCAUAAAAGCCAGUUUUGAAUGAACUAGUACAUAUGCUGGGAAAUGCAGUUGAAAAGACAGGUAAAUCAAGCUCUCCAAACUUUCACAGCAUUUUUUAUAAACAGCUAUUUCUCUUUCCAGAGCAUCUUAGAUGCUUCCAGGCUUAAGAAUAUAUUGAGGACAUUCAUGUGCAUGGGGAAACUUCCAAACUUGCUAAACAUUGGGGGGGAAAUUUUUGGGGAAGAUUUUAGCUCAAGCGCAAAAACAUAAUUGUCUGCUGUUAUUAUCUGUAAAACCUUGCCAAUGCUUCUAUAGAUUUUGUAUUUCUACUGUAGCUUGUAAGCUGGUGACUUAUUAGAAGCAACAUCUUUUUUUAAUGGAGUGGUUUGUUGUUGCAAAAUUACAAGAACAUUUGUGUUCAGUUGAUUAAGUUACUCUUUUUAGAAGUGUCUUUUCAGCCAUUGACUGGUAUUGGCAGUUCUAUCCAUUUAAUGCUGAAUGAAGUUUCAUGGCUUACUUUCUGGUUUGUCUUUCACAUACAAUUUCCAGAGUUGUAUAGCAGAGAAGGGUUGUUAGUCUGUGGCAGUUCUUUAAGGUUGCUCUGUUAUGAUGUAAUGCUUGAUUAGUGUUUAUUUUUGUAAAUUUUAAAAAAAGUGACUUAUCUACUCCUAGUCUUUGGGUUUGCUAUGUCUCCCGUGUCAUUACCCUGACCUGAUCACUUUAGGAUUUCAAAGUCACAGUGUGUGGAGUGACUAUUUUUCAUUGCAUACCUGUUAUUUUUGUAAUGCAGGUGGCUUGAGAAGCAUUUAUGACCAGAGUUGUGUACUGCAGAGUAACUUAUUUUAUCAAUAAAGUUGACUGAAAAAUUGGAUGUCUUCAUGAUUAAAGCAAGGUACUGGAUCUGAAGUGAGCCUUGUUAGUAACAUAAAA